Molecule: messenger RNA, 1851 nt
Organism: Caenorhabditis briggsae
Lineage: Eukaryota; Metazoa; Nematoda; Chromadorea; Rhabditida; Rhabditidae
Exons: 3
Coding region: 1-1851 (616 amino acids)
Biological process (GO): protein folding; response to endoplasmic reticulum stress
Cellular component (GO): endoplasmic reticulum lumen; endoplasmic reticulum; cell surface
Molecular function (GO): protein disulfide isomerase activity
Source: RefSeq, a predicted model, not a curated record
AUGCUUUUCGACCGGCGCAUUUUUGCUCUGGUCGUCGUGGUCUGCCUUUCGGCGAUCCAUGCAGAAGAGACGGAUGAGGAGUUGAAUUAUGAGAUGGAUGAAGGAGUCGUUGUGCUUACAGACAAGAACUUUGAUGCUUUCUUGAAAAAGAACCCAAGCACUUUGGUCAAAUUUUAUGCUCCAUGGUGUGGUCAUUGCAAACAUUUGGCACCGGAAUACGAGAAAGCCACAUCGAGGGUUUCGAUCCCUCUUGCGAAAGUUGAUGCUACUGUUGAGACGGAGCUUGGAAAGAGAUUCGAAAUUCAAGGUUAUCCAACUCUUAAAUUCUGGAAGGACGGAAAAGGACCAACCGAUUACGAUGGAGGAAGAGAUGAGGCAGGAAUCGUUGAAUGGGUUGAAUCGAGAGUUGAUCCAAAUUACAAGCCACCACCAGAGGAGGUUGUCACAUUGACAACUGAAAACUUUGAUGACUUCAUCUCAAACAACGAAUUGGUUCUUGUUGAGUUCUACGCUCCAUGGUGUGGACAUUGCAAGAAAUUGGCUCCAGAAUAUGAGAAGGCCGCCCAGAAGCUGAAGGCUCAAGGAUCUAAAGUCAGACUUGGAAAGGUUGAUGCGACUAUUGAAAAGGAUUUGGGAACCAAGUACGGUGUAAGCGGAUAUCCAACAAUGAAGGUUAUCAGAAAUGGAAGAAGAUUCGAUUAUAAUGGUCCUCGUGAAGCUGCUGGAAUCGUCAAGUAUAUGACUGAGCAAUCAAAACCAGCUGCUACUAAACUCGCUAAACUGAAAGACAUUGAGCGUUUCAUGAGCAAAGAUGACGUCACCAUCAUCGGAUUCUUUGCCACCGAAGAUUCAUCCGCCUUUGAAGCGUUCUCUGAUUCCGCUGAAAUGCUUCGUGAAGAGUUUAAGACAAUGGGACAUACAUCAGAUCCAGCUGCUUUCAAGAAAUGGGAUGCCAAGCCAAACGAUAUUAUCAUCUUCUACCCAUCCCUUUUCCACAGCAAAUUCGAGCCAAAGAGCAGAACCUACAAUAAGGCAUCUGCUACUUCUGAGGAUCUAUUGGCAUUCUUCCGUGAGCACUCAGCACCACUUGUUGGAAAGAUGACCAAGAAAAAUGCUGCUACAAGAUACACAAAGAAGCCAUUGGUUGUGGUUUACUACAAUGCUGAUUUCUCGGUUCAAUACAGAGAAGGAAGUGAAUACUGGAGACAGAAAGUUCUGAACAUUGCUCAGAAGUACCAGAAGGAUAAGUACAGAUUCGCAGUGGCCGAUGAGGAAGAGUUUACCACUGAGCUCUCCGAACUUGGACUUGGAGAUUCUGGACUCGAGCACAACGUUGUUGUCUUUGGUUAUGAUGGAAAGAAGUACCCAAUGAAUCCAGAUGAUUUCGAUGGAGAGCUUGACGAAAAUCUCGAGGCAUUCAUGAAACAAAUCAGCAGUGGAAAGGCAAAGGCUCAUGUCAAGAGUGCUCCAGCUCCAAAAGACGAUAAGGGACCAGUGAAGACAGUGGUUGGAUCAAACUUUGAUAAGAUUGUCAACGAUGAAUCGAAGGAUGUGCUCAUCGAGUUCUAUGCUCCAUGGUGUGGUCACUGCAAGAGCUUUGAGCCAAAGUACAAGGAACUUGCUCAGGCAUUGAAAAAGUCCCAACCAAAUGUGGUCCUAGCUAAAAUGGAUGCCACUAUCAACGAUGCACCAAGUCAAUUUGCUGUUGAAGGAUUCCCAACCAUCUACUUCGCUCCAUCUGGAAAGAAGACUGAACCAAUCAAGUACUCUGGAAAUCGCGAUCUUGAAGACCUCAAGAAGUUCAUGACGAAGCAUGGAGUGAAAUCAUUCCAGAAGAAGGAUGAGCUGUAA